AUGGACAACUACGGUUUCAAAGAUAGUGAUAACACACCAUCUUCGAUGACGUCUCCGUUACGACCACCAAGAAUAUUUCGAGCAGUAAGCUGCAUUGAAAAUGGUUCCAUUAAUUUUCCACGUUUGAGCACUAGAUUCAAAGCAAAUUCUACUAAGGAUACAACGGGGAAAGCAAUUGAUGCAGAAGCAGCAAUAUUUGAUGCCUCUGUGAUGGAACAUGUCCUUCGUAAUGAAAGUAGCAGUAAAACUGCGGUUCAGAACAAUGUAAGUAGUGUUUCCACUACAGAAAUUGAUCUCUCCGCUACAGACGACCGUAGUGCAUCCACGGCUGUUACUAUUAACUCGAUCGCUACUAACGCUACCCUCAAGCCGACGUCAGUAUCAUCUGGCCCAGAUCAACAUGCCGGACAUAAAACACAGCUUGACAGUUACGAAUAUAUGGAAGUAGGACCAUCGCCGCCUGCCGAAGGUGCGCCAAAUCUUUACGAUAGCUACGAUGAAACGUAUUCUGAAUCUAGUGCCCAACUGUGUAAUGACAUCAUUCGCAUAUCGCUAACGGAGCAAAUGCGACUGGCUGGUGGACGGGUGGCACUGCUGGAAAAAUUCGAGACAGAUGGCGCGACACUGGAUGCGGUAGCGGUGGAGAAGCUUUUCCGUACAACUUCACCAUCAACACCUCAACAACGCUCAACAGGCAUCACCACCAGUGGUAAUACGAACACUACGACCAAUUUCACCAGCCACAGUACCGCCGUUGGAGGGCAAAUAGAAAAAAAUAUAUGCUUGCUGUGGGCGGCAUUUCUGCGAAAAUUUCAUCUUCUUCAGCAAUGUGUUAGGAUCGGUGCAGACAUGAGCUUUUGCGAUAGCAACGGAUUGACUGCGUUACAUCUUGCUUCAUUCAGCGGGUGUACCGAGUGUUGCGCAUUUCUAAUACACCACGGGCUCGACGUUAAUAUGCAGCCAAAAUGGUACACUCCACUGCAUUGUGCCGCGUUCGGAAAUUCGCUCAGUACUGCCGAACUGUUGAUAAAAAACGGAGCUUCCAUUGACGUGCCGACUAAUAAGCAACAGUGCGAAGAAUCCCUGCUGCACUGCGCUGUACGAUCGAAUGCAAUCGAAUGCCUUCGAUUCUUCAUCGCUCAAGGUUCCGAUGUAAACGCUCUCGAACGAAAUGGAACAAAUCCCAUUCACCUAGCUGCUGAUCUCGGCCAUGCACAAUGCCUCGCCGCUUUGCUAGAGUGCUCAACAGCCGAUCCGAAUGUGCGUAUUCAGCAAGGAGACAAGCAGAUGACAGCACUGCAUCUAGCAGCUGACGAAGGUAAUCUGGACUGCGUUACACAACUGAUAACUCGCGGCGCUGAUGUACGGGCACGCAAUCACCGUGGCUUUACGCCGUUGCAUCUCGCAGCUCGCAGCGGUAGUGCGGACUGCGUAGAAGCGCUACUAAAACUGGGUGGUUGUGAUCCCAAUUUGGCAGAUUUCGAUCAACGAACACCGCUGCAUGCAGCGAUUAGUAAAUCUGAUACUGCCGUUGAGAUGAUCGAAACAUUAAUUGCCUGGGGCGCCAAUGUCAACCAACGGGAUGUGUACGGCUUUACAGCGCUGCAUCUCGCAGCACUGGAUGCACUGGGACCAUGCGUAGAAACGCUGCUUUACCACGGGGCAGAUGUGACAAUGAAAUCCCGCAAAGGAACUAGUGCCCUCAACAUUAUCAGUCGCAAAACUCCCGCAUCGCUUGGGGUCAUACAAUGUAAGCUAGAUGCCGCUAUCACGCUAACACAUUCCCAGGACUCAUCGAGUCGUGAGGUGGAGCUGGAACUCGACUUUCGCAGUAUUCUGCAACAUUGCCAUCCUCGCGAGAUCAGCUAUCUAAACACGUUCGUCGAUGAUGGGCAGAAGGAAUUUUUGCAGCAUCCUCUAUGCUCGGCCUUCCUGUACAUCAAAUGGAACAAAAUUCGCAAAUAUUAUAUUGCGCGUUUGCUUUUUUGUUUCACCUUUGUACUGUUUCUGACACUGUACGUGCUGACGGCGUUAGCACACAACUGUUACAAUGGUAGCAAAGAUAUGAAAGAAACUAUCCAAGAGCAAGAACUUUGCCAAAAGCAAUCGAUCUUUGGUGAUAUGCUACGCAACAACCCGUUCGUAAUUGAAAUGCAAUGGAUGGUACUCGUUGCAAUAACAGCGAUUGAGAUCUGUCGGAAGAUUUACGGUAUUACUGGAUACACAUCGCUUCGGCAUUAUGUCACCCAAACGGAAAACGCAAUCGAAUGGUUUAUAAUACUUAGCGUAUUCGUCAUCUCGUACAUCUACACAAAACGAACAUACACGUGGCAGAACCAUGUUGGAGCCUUCGCUGUACUUCUAGGUUGGACCAAUCUAAUGCUUAUGAUAGGUCAGCUACCCGUGUUUGGUGCAUACGUCGCCAUGUACACGAAAGUACAAGUCGAGUUUGCAAAACUGUUUAUGGCUUAUUCUUGCAUGUUGAUCGGCUUUACGAUUAGCUUUUGCGUGAUCUUCCCCUCGUCCUCCUCGUUUGCUAAUCCUUUCAUGGGCUUCAUCACCGUGUUGGUGAUGAUGACGGGCGAACAAGAUCUUGAGUUGCUCAUCAACGACCCAGAUGGUAAAGAUCCACCAUUUCUGCUCGAGAUCAGUGCUCAAAUUACUUUCGUCCUGUUUCUCUUGUUUGUAACGGUUAUCCUCAUGAAUCUACUCAUCGGUAUCGCAGUGCACGAUAUACAAGGAUUGAAAAAAACAGCCGGUCUAUCGAAGCUGGUACGACAAACAAAACUCAUCUCCUAUAUCGAAUCGGCAUUGUUUAAUGGCUGGCUUCCAAACUGGUUGCGCAAUUUAUUGUACUACACCGCACUUGUUUCGCCUCAAGCAUAUCGCGUGGUUUUAAGUGUGAAACCUCUGAACCCAGGCGAAACAAGACUCCCGCGCGACAUUAUGAUGGCAGCGUACGAGGUAGCAAAGCAAAAGAAGCACUAUGACAUACGAAAAAGCUUUUCCACUAUUCGUCGUAAUGCAACGUAUGAAGCACAGAAGAGUUCUUCUGGGAUGACAAAUGGAUUGCGUUCCCACUAUUUGUGCAACCGUUCUAGCAUUAGCGGAGCUGUACCGAAAAAUCAUGCAUCUGCCACGGGAGGAACAAUUCCCUCCUCUAGUAGUGAUCAUUCCUCAAAGUUUGGUUACGUUUACGAAACACCAACAUUGUACGGCAUAACCAACAAAUUAGACGAACAUACCGAAUAUAUUGGAAACAUUGCAACAGAGAUUGCAGAAUUACGAACCAGCAUAGAACAGAGCCAGCAAAUGUUGCGUCAAUUGUUUCAAUUGCUGGGCAAAAGUCCAAAACCAAACUGACGAAUGGUUUUUC
Anopheles nili is the source of this 3376-nucleotide messenger RNA. RefSeq names its product transient receptor potential channel pyrexia-like. Bases 1 to 3363 code for a protein of 1120 amino acids. The record is from RefSeq and is a predicted model, not a curated record. Lineage: Eukaryota; Metazoa; Arthropoda; Insecta; Diptera; Culicidae. Gene Ontology annotation, biological process: transmembrane transport; monoatomic ion transport. The transcript is spliced from 2 exons. Gene Ontology annotation, molecular function: monoatomic ion channel activity; protein binding. Gene Ontology annotation, cellular component: membrane.